AAAAAGGGCCACGUUUGGUUGGGAGACCCCAACAUAAUUUUUGGCAUGAGGGCAAAUUUUUAUCAAUUAUAGAGAAGUGGAAGGAGAAGGUCGAAUAAGGUAAUUUACGUAGGUAGAAAACCCUAUAGGUUUUCGACGCAAGUCGAAAACAAGUUUUCUACCCUUUUCUACCAAGGUAAAUUACCUAAGGUUUUCUACUGACCCAACCCUGUUUAAAGGUAUAACAUAACCUUAGUAAACAACGACGGUGCGGCAAUAAAAUUUAAAAAACGCCGGCGGCGGGGAAGCCAUAAAAUUUUCAAAAACCCGCCGGCGGCGCAGUAGACAAUACCUUAUUGUUUAUUUAUUUUUCAUAUAAUAAGUGGUUCGUUUCCUUAUUUAGAAGAACUUUUUUUUCUUUUCUAGUGUGAUUAUUGGAUUUUAGAUACUAUAGUGCACUAGUGUGUCAGUUACAAGUGGAUUUUUUCAUACAUUUUUUGGAUUUUCUCAGCUUGCUUUAAUUAUUCAAUAUCUGGUUUAUUUUCCUGUUGACAAAGCCCAUGAGUUAUAGGGCUUGAGAUUAUUAAAUUUUUAGUAAGUUACGACUGGUUUAUUCUGUUCCUAAUAAAAGUUUUAGACAUGCCCAAUUGUAAUUUAUGUGACAAGACAUUUGCCAGAAGUAGUUCCUUAAAAUUACAUGUAAAGAAUAAACAUCCAAAUGACUUUGAGAACAUGUAUAAAGUCAUAGAGAAGGGCAUCAUGUGUAGAUUUUGUCAAAAGGGAUUUGUAAGGCAAUAUACUCUAAAAGUGCAUAUUAAACGUUUUCACUCUGAAUUUUUUAAUGAAGUUUACCCAGAAGUUGCAUAUAAAUUUAACUGUCCACAUUGCAACAAUCAUUUUAACCAUUUAAGAUCCUACAAAUAUCACUUAAAAACCCAUGAACCAAAUACAUUAUCAAGGCAAAAAAUGUUAAAAUGUGCUCUGUGCAAAAUUUUUUUUUCCAACAACAUGAUAAAAAAUCAUUUUAAAAUGGUUCAUGAUGUAACAAUUGAAUUUGAUGAAAUAAAUUUUUCAUCUGUUGCCGAAUUUAAUGAAUGGAAAAACCAUGUUGAAGUGGAAUUCAGCACACAAUAUCGAAAACAAUACACCAAAUCUAGUAAACACCAUGUACUCACAAGUUAUAUUUGUAGUAGAUCAGGAAUGUAUGCACCGAGAGGCCAAGGAAAAAGGCAUAUUAAAUUACAAGGGACCAAAAAAAUUAAUGCAUAUUGUCCUUCUUCUAUUAGUUUAAAAAUUAACACUGAGGGUUUUUGUAAUGUGAAAUUUGUAAAAACACAUGUUGGCCACAAAUCUGAAUUAGCCCACAUGACACUAACAAAAAAGGAAAAAGAAGAAAUUAGGGACCAAAUGUGGCAGGAAAUAUAUAGGGAAUUUGGAGAAAAUGCAGGUUUUUCUGUGGAAUUCUUGUCAAAAAAAUGGCGAACUUUGAGAGAUACGUACGUGCGUAUAAAAGGGGAAUACACUCCAAGUGGGGCAGCUGCAUCCAAAAAAAGAAAGUGGGAGUAUUUUGAGUAUAUGACUUUCCUUAAUGAUACUAUAAAAUAUCAGGCAACAUUAUCUAACGUCAUUUUAUCCCCAAAUACCCUUGGAACUGAAAGCCCGUCAAUAACUUCCAGUCCAAUUACUUCUCCAAAUGAUUUGCCAAAUCAACAAGGACGUAAGGGCAAAAAUCUUAAGGACAAAGAGAGGAAAAAUGUUGAGCAUGCUAUUUUAGAUGCGUUAAACAAAGUAAAUGCUCCAAUAGAAGUAACAAACCCAAGCCCUCACUCUAAAAUUAAUCCAAUUUGUGACAGGAUUUCACAAUUAUUAGAGCAAAUGCCGCAAGGCCCUAGGACCAGGCUGGAAAUAAAAUUGUUACAAGUGGCAUAUGAGAAUUCAAAAGAUUAUUUAUCAUAAUUUUAAGUAAAAUU
This is a messenger RNA of Brassicogethes aeneus, 1949 nucleotides long. Lineage: Eukaryota; Metazoa; Arthropoda; Insecta; Coleoptera; Nitidulidae. The record is from the annotation of a GenBank genome assembly.